CUCUCUCUCUCUCCUCUCUCCUCUCUCUAGAUAUAAAAAGGCGAUUCAGACUAGAGGGACAAAUCGUUGAAAACGACGGUAAGAGAUUUCUGGGGCAUUUCUCUCUCCCCCUCCCACAGAUCAUUACCCAUUGCCUUUACCCCCACCAACUACCUUCAACUGCAAUCCCUCCACGCUUCCUCCGCCGUCCCGCGGCUGUUGCUGCUUUUUCACAUUCUCUCUCCGCGGCGAUCUGGUUGUGUGAAUCAUCAGCCAUGACAAUUCCGGAUUCGGAUUUCAUGAUGGAAAACGGAGUUAGUUGCUUACCCAACACGCCGGAGGAGGAGAAGCGGAUCAUCGAUGAAUUGGCUCGAAAAUCGGAGGCCAAUGUCAAAGAAGGCAACUUGUUCUAUGUUGUUUCCUAUAGGUGGCACUCAAGCUGGAAGAGGUAUGUUGAGCAAGGCACUGGAAAACAUCUAUAUGACGAGCAGGAUUUUGUGUCUCAAAAGUUGGAUCUGCUCUCAUCUAAAAAUAUAGCUAGACCUGGACCUAUUGAUAAUUCUGAUAUAGUUGUAAAUGAAUCUGAGGGCAGCGAUUUACAACUUCAUAGUACACUGCUGGAAGAGCGUGACUAUGUCUUAGUUUCUCAAGAAGUUUGGGAAAAGCUUUUCGACUGGUACAAAGGAGGUCCUGCAUUACCAAGAAAGAUGAUUUCUCAGGGUGACCUUAUCAAGAAUCUGAUGGUGGAGGUCUACCCGCUCUGUCUUAAGAUUAUUGAUUCAAGAGACAGCAGCCAGACAGUUGUAAGAUUAAGCAAAAAGGCUUCUGUACAGGAACUUUACGAGAAGGUGUACAAAAUUAGAGGAAUAGAGCAACAAAAGGCUCAUAUUUGGGACUACUUCAACAUGGUGAAGAAUUCAUUAUUGAGUGCUUCAAACCAAACCCUAGAGCAGCUGAACUUGCAGAUGGAUCAAGAAAUUCUACUUGAGGUGCAAGUUAAUGGGAACUUUUCUUCUCAAUUCUCCAUGGAUUCAACAGGAAAUGAGUUAGCAUUGGUACCCCUAGAACCAUCAAGGUCAUCUAUGACAAUUGCAGGAGGGUCUUCCUUGUCAAAUGGUCAUUCAAUGGAUUAUAGUUAUAAUAAUUUGCACCAGGGAAGUGCCUUAAGCAGCUCAACAUCAACAUUUACAGAUGAUAAAAGUUAUGUUUAUAAUCCAAUGAAAAAAUUAGAUAGGGGAGGUUUGGCUGGAUUGCAAAAUCUUGGAAACACAUGUUUUAUGAAUAGUUCACUUCAGUGCUUAGUUCAUACACCUCCACUUGUUGAGUAUUUCUUGCAAGAUUACUCUGAUGAGAUCAACACUGACAAUCCUUUAGGGAUGCAUGGUGAGCUUGCUCUUGCAUUCGGUGAGUUGUUGAGAAAAUUGUGGUCAUCAGGACGAACAACAAUUGCACCACGUGCUUUCAAGGGAAAACUUUCUCGAUUUGCUCCCCAGUUUAGUGGCUAUAAUCAACAUGAUUCUCAAGAACUUCUUGCUUUCUUACUUGAUGGACUACAUGAAGAUUUGAAUCGUGUCAAGAAUAAGCCGUACAUUGAAACAAAAGAUUCAGAUGGUCGUCCAGAUGAGGAAGUUGCAAUUGAAUGUUGGAAAAAUCACAGGGCCCGAAAUGAUUCAUUGAUUGUGGAUGUGUGCCAAGGUCAAUAUAAAUCAACAUUGGUAUGCCCAGUUUGUAGCAAGGUUUCAAUUACUUUUGAUCCGUUUAUGUACCUAUCAUUGCCACUACCUUCAACUGUCACCCGGUCAAUGACGGUAACUGUGCUUUAUGGAGAUGGGCGUGGGCUUCCACUUCCGUACACUGUAACCUUGAUAAAAGAUCGGUGCUGUAAGGAUCUUAUUGAGGCAUUGGCUAACGUAUGCUGCUUGAACAGUGAUGAAACCCUUCUGCUUGCUGAGGUAUAUGAACAUCGAAUUUAUCGAUAUUUGGACAACCUUUCUGAACCAUUGUCUUCAAUUAAGAAUGAUGAUCGGAUUGUGGCCUAUAGAUAUUCUAAAGAAGAAGUAGCUUCCAGAACCAGACUUGAAAUUAUUCAUCGACGGCAGGAAAAAUGUGCAUUAGAUCCUCUGAAGGGUCAGAGAAAGCUUUUUGGAACACCUUUGGUUGCCUAUCUAGGAGAAGACCGGAUAACUGGUGUUGAUGUUGGUAGAGCUGUUUCUAAAAUUCUGUCGCCCUUGAAGAGAGUGGUUAAGCUUCAUAGCACGAAACAAAAUGGAUUAGUUUCAGAAGCCAUUCAUGAACCAUCAAACAGCCACAAUUUGAGGCCCACGGAGAACAUAGAGCUAGAGGAAUCAUCAAGUGGCGAGUUAUCCUUCCAGCUAUUUUUAGCUGAUGAGAGGGGUAUGACCUGCAAACCACUUGAAAAGUCUUCAUCCAUAAGUCCCGGUAAAAUCGUAAAGAUAUUUGCGGACUGGACUGACCAAGAAGACGAAGUAUAUGAUGCUAGCUAUCUCGGGGAUCUACCUGAGGUACACAAGAAUGGGUUCACAGCAAAGAAAACUCGGCAAGAAGCUAUUUCCUUAUUCACAUGCUUGGAGGCAUUUUUGAAGGAAGAACCUCUAGGUCCCGAUGAUAUGUGGUACUGCCCUAAGUGCAAGGAACAUAGACAAGCUACAAAGAAACUGGAUUUGUGGAUGUUGCCGGAGGUUCUUGUUUUUCACCUGAAACGGUUCUCAUAUAGCAGAUACUCAAAGAAUAAACUUGAUACCCUGGUGACUUAUCCAAUUCUUAAUCUUGAUUUGAGUCAAUAUGUGAAAAGCAAGGAUGGAAGGCCUCAUCUCUAUGAGCUAUACGCCAUUAGCAACCAUUACGGCGGUCUAGGUGGUGGGCACUACACUGCAUAUGCGAAGUUGAUUGAUGAGAACAGAUGGUACCAUUUUGACGACAGUCACGUAUCUCCAGUGGAUGAAACUGAUAUCAAGACUUCGGCCGCCUAUGUGCUGUUUUAUCGGAGAGUUAAAAGUGGACAAAAUACCGGAGAGGCAGAGUCAUCAGGGACUCGUAUGGAAUCUUGAGCGGGGAUAUCUCGUGCAUCUUGCUAUAUCAUAAGGUUUUCAAACUUCCCACCAAGUUAAGCCGGCUUGGUGCAAGAAUGGUGAGCACUGUGGCUGGUUGAACAUACAGAUUGCACGGCGCUGGGAGUGGACCAAACAGCAAUACGAGGGGAAGGAGCUGCACGACAUGGCGGUUGGUACUAAGAAUUUGUUCUCCAUCUCAUACAAUAUUCUUUUAGAAAACGAAAUUUUGAUGGACAUUUAUUCGUGGGGAAGGGUAGCAAAUUAUAUAUGGAACUUGCAUAAGAUGUUGGUGUUUUUACGGCUGCCACGAUAAAGCAGUGAAGGCUGUCAAGUGUAGACAGAAUAGAUUAUGUAACGGAACACUUGUUUGGUGUUAAUACGACCAGACGCAUAUUUGGUCGAAAUUUCUAAGAGCCUUGUGUUUUACUUCAAUGCUGGACGUUAAUUUC
Malus domestica (apple) is the source of this 3499-nucleotide messenger RNA. Its product is annotated as ubiquitin carboxyl-terminal hydrolase 9-like. NCBI's taxonomy places the organism in Eukaryota, Viridiplantae, Streptophyta, Magnoliopsida, Rosales, Rosaceae. Gene Ontology annotation, molecular function: cysteine-type deubiquitinase activity. Gene Ontology annotation, biological process: protein deubiquitination. The record is from RefSeq and is a predicted model, not a curated record.